AUGCAAGACUACUCUAAAGAUAACAAUAGAAAUACGGCCGAUCCAGCAUCACCAACAUCAUUUACUUUUGGCCAUAAGAGGUCAUUGUCAAUUGAUUUUGAGAUGAGCAAGAAACAAAGAAAGGACUCUGACUGCUCGUCGAAUAAGUUCUCAGAAGUAUUCAGCUCACCGGAGUCUGUUGCUUCAAGUGCAUUUGAACCUAUCAUAGACUUGGACAUUAUAACAAAUGAAGAGUGUAACCUCGAAAGAAGAAACAGCAUGCUAUUGGCUCAACAGCAGCCGCUUAAGGGCUUACCGAAGUACAAUUCAGAAUAUCAGUUACACCCCAUGUUUAAACCGGAGAUGUCAACCGCUCUCUCUUUGGAUAAAACUUACCCUGCAAGAGAAGAGAGCGAGAGAAACAUGACCUUACAAGAGUUUCUCCUUAGCUGCCCAACAUCUCCUGCGCCAGAUAACCAAGCAGUACCAAGGCAGCUGCAAAAAUAG
Dujonia railenensis is the source of this 486-nucleotide messenger RNA. The record is from the annotation of a GenBank genome assembly. NCBI's taxonomy places the organism in Eukaryota, Fungi, Ascomycota, Pichiomycetes, Serinales, Debaryomycetaceae.